Molecule: messenger RNA, 1893 nt
Organism: Racocetra persica
Lineage: Eukaryota; Fungi; Glomeromycota; Glomeromycetes; Diversisporales; Gigasporaceae
Source: the annotation of a GenBank genome assembly
AUGUAUUCGAAUAAACCUUUUAAAGUUACUUCAAGCAAUGCUAAUAAAGUCGGCUCUACUACUCGCAAGAUAAGAAAACCCCAAGCUCCAUCUUCUAAAUUGCUUGAUCUCGAAUACAAUGAUUAUUCCUCAUUUGCCAAAGUUAAGUUAUCAAAAUUUCCGGAAAAUUCUACCUCUACUGGCAAUGAGAUGAAGGAGGUCUGCUGUGAUGUCUCUUUUACCCCUAAAGGACGUAAAACACAGUCUAUCUAUCAUACCCGAACCCCCUCCUUAAAACGGAAGAGUGAUGAACUUUUAGCCGAUGAACUUCAUAGAAAUAUAAGAUCUUUUGGAAAUAUUCCAAAUGAUGGUAUUACAAGUGUUCCUUCAAAAAGAUCUACUAUAUGUACUGGUUCUUUGAAAAAUUUCUCUUCUCUUCGUACAAAUCAAUCUGAACCUCUCGAACCUGUAACUAAACAUCUUCCUCCAAAGUCAAAACUUACCUCUUCUGAGGUGGAAGUAAUGAAUUUAAGAAAUGAAAUACUUAGAGCUAAGAUUGAAUUAUAUAUCAAAGAACAAAUUGAAGCUCUUAAUAAUACUAUGCAAUUUCAAGAUGAUACUCCUGAAGUUGAUUAUAAAGCUGAUCAUAAUCAAUUCAUGGAUUAUGAAGAAAUUAAUGAUCAUACUGCUUAUAAAGAUGCUCAUAUGGCUGAAAUUAAAGAUGGUUUAAUGAGUAUUCGACAAUAUUGUGAAGCUAUGCAAUCCAUGAAUGCAAAUGCAAAUUUGAAUUCUGAUGUUAAUCAUUAUAAAAAUGAUUUAGAUUUAUCUACAAAUAACAUUUCUCAAUCUCAUAAAAAAUCUAUUAACCAUCGUAAACUUAAAAAACGUGAUCCCCCUCGUCGAAAUCUUAAUGAUCAAAAAGGAAAUAUUAAAGUAUUCUGUCGAGUACGUCCUCCUGUAUUAUCUGAAUGUGAAGAUAUCGCUGAUAUUCGAUUUCCUCCAUAUUCUUAUGGAAAAAAAAUUUCUCUCGCCUCUAUUAAAAGAAAUUAUUGGGGUGUAGAAAGAGAAACUUUUAAAGACUAUAAAUUUGAUAAAGUCUUUGGUCCUUCUGCAACUCAAAAAGAAAUAUAUACUAAUGUUGCUCCUAUAGUUCAAUCUGUUGUUGAUGGUUUUAAUGGUUGUAUUUUCGCAUAUGGUCAAACUUGUUCUGGUAAAACUUAUACUAUGCAAGGCCCAGAAGAUCCAACUAUUUAUAAUGAAGGCAUGAUUCCACGUGCUGUUCGUCAAAUAUUUGAUCAUGUUAAUGAAUUAAAGGCUCAAGGUUGGGAAUAUGAAAUAGAAGGUCAAUUUAUCGAGAUUUACAAUGAUAAUAUCCGUGAUUUACUCUCGGACGAUCCUUCUAAUAAUCGUGGUCUCAAAUUCAGAACUAUUCAUGAUGAACAAACUGUAAAUCUCGAUUCUGUUGCUACUCUUAAUUGGGUUUUGCAAAUGGCUGCCAAAAACAGGGCUGUCGCAUCAACAAAAUCUAAUCCUAAUUCUUCUCGAAGUCAUAGUAUUUUCAUGAUUCGAUUAAUGGGUACAAAUACAAUUACCGGUGAACAUCGAAUUGGAACUCUGAACUUAAUUGAUCUGGCUGGUUCGGAACGUUUAUCAAAAUCUGGUUCACAGGGUGAUCAAUUACAAGAAGCUAGAUAUAUUAAUUCAAGUUUAAGUCAUUUGAAAACUGUAAUUCAAGGUAUCAAAGAAAAGUCGGAUCAUAUUAAUUUUAGGAAUUCUACUUUAACUUGGCUCUUGAAGAAUUCUUUACGUGGUAAUGCCAAAGUUCUCAUGUUUGUCCAUAUAUCACCAUUAGAAUCUGCAAGAGCCGAAACCGAAAGUAGUUUGGAUUUCGCACGUCUUGUAAAUUCCGCGUAA